AUGGUCACUAAACUGUUCCAGCAUUGGAGUUUCGCAGUCUUCCUGCUGAGUUAUUCUGUCCCCUGUUAUGGGAGAUCACUAGAGGGGACCAGCCGCAGACUCAAAAGAGCUGUAUCAGAGCAUCAGCUACUGCAUGACAAAGGGAAGUCUAUCCAAGAUCUACGAAGGAGGAUCUUCCUUCAAAAUCUCAUUGAAGGUGUUAACACAGCAGAGAUCCGGGCUACUUCAGAAGUUUCUCCAAACCCUAAGCCUCCGACUAACACAAAGAACUACCCUGUCCGAUGUGGCAGUGAAGAUGAGGGUAAAUACCUAACUCAGGAGACAAACAAAGCUCAGACAUACAAAGAGCAGCCCCUGAAGACACCGGGAAAGAAGAAGAAACCAAAGCCUGGAAAACGCAAGGAACAAGAAAAGAAAAAGAGGCGAACCCGCUCAGCAUGGCCAAAUUCUAGAGGGUCUGGUAAUGGUAAUGAAGGGGUCCCCCUCUUGGACAUCUCUGGUACUACACAUGAUCACAAUUUAAGGUAA
This is a messenger RNA of Emys orbicularis (European pond turtle), 528 nucleotides long. It is a transcript of the gene PTHLH, whose product is annotated as parathyroid hormone like hormone. The coding region runs from base 1 to 528 and encodes 175 amino acids. NCBI's taxonomy places the organism in Eukaryota, Metazoa, Chordata, Testudines, Emydidae. Gene Ontology annotation, biological process: bone mineralization. Gene Ontology annotation, molecular function: hormone activity. The record is from RefSeq and is a predicted model, not a curated record. The transcript has 2 exons. Gene Ontology annotation, cellular component: extracellular region.